AUGUGGGUCCUAGUGGGCAACUUCGUCAGCAAAGACGAGGUGACGACCCACUGGCUCCGACCCGGGCGAGAGUAUACCGUUGGCCGCCGAAAGACGUCAGGAGAGCAGAGCACCGACUUUGCAUUCGGCUCCUCAAUUGUAUCGCGCAAGCAUCUGACCAUCAAGGUUUAUCCCGUCAGCGACGACAUCGUCCGGCCUGCGGGCACAGAUUUGACAAGCAAGACCACCUACAGAGUCACAGUGAGAACAGAGAGCAAGUCACUAUCGCUUCUACAUGCACUGCCUGGCUACACAGGCGACUUACGAUCGCGGGAAUCGCAAGCCAGGUCGAACGCGGUCGCGCAAGACGAGCUCGACUAUAUCAGACCAGCUGCAACGCCGUCUGAAUGCUUCCUUGGCGAGAGAGCGGGCGAGAGAGAAGCGCACGUCUUAGAAGCACAUGGCGAUAAAACAAAUACAGAGACAGAGGUCUUGCCCGGUGACGAGAUCAUGGUCACGAAAGAUCGCUCGCUUGUGCUCAGAUUCGAGUGGCGACCUUUGGUCACGUAUUGCCAAGGCAAAGUCAGUGCCGAGCUGAUACAAAGAGCAAAGACGCUGGGCAUGUCUUGCAUCACCGGAAGCUUAGCAGAAGCCCAAAAUAUCUCAUACUACCUUGCACGCAAAGCUACCGUCGCCCUGACGCCCAAGCUGUUUCUUGCCCUCGCGCGAGCAAUACCACUUGUUACAGACGGCUUCUUCGCUGCUCUUGACCCCUUGACCCAAUGUCCGCCUAUACCAGAUGCGAUCGAAGUGGAGCUCCGUGCAUCUGGCGUGCCAGAUGUCAAUGCGGAAGCUCAGAUAGAGCGCAAGCGAGAAGCGUGGCAGACCCAUUCAGCUGGAUCCGACAUCAAUUUCUGGAAGUCAUCUCCCCUCGAGAUCAGCUUUGAAGAGCCCAGAGACUAUCUCGGCGUGGACUCACCUUGGCCAGAUCCCGUCAAAUUUGGCAUUAAAUUGGCCCGAACAGAAUGGAUGGCCGCCUCGCCAAGGGGCAUGUUUGUCCAGCCUGCUCGGCCGAGGCUGUUCAAGCAGAUGAUCUUUGUCGGUCACGACAAUCAGAUUCAACGAGCAGCUACCGAGGAAUAUCCGGGCGUCAUCAGCGCAGCAGGUGGCACUUCUAUCGAAGUUUCGGGCGAUGGCAGAUCGCUCCAAGAGUGUCGAAAAAAGCUCCAGGACUUGGUGAACGAGAACGUCGGCAAGCACGUCAUGUUCUUCAAAAGCUUCAUAGACCCAGACUCGACUUGGCUCGAAGCAGCUACCGCACAUCCCAAAAUCUACUUGCUUGAACAUAUGGACGUGCUCAGUAUGAUCUUCAAGGCUACAGUAAACCUUGACGACUUCAAAAGGAAGGCGCCGCACAGUCCUGUGGAGUCUAUGCAGCAACGGGCACCAUCGAUCGCGCCCUCUGACAUACAAUCUUUGGCGAGCGGUCCGAUGCCUACAGGUCCCACAGAGUUCCCGCCAACAGUGCCCGGACAGCAGAGCGGAAAGCCCAAACGACCCGUUCGACCUCCGUCGAGCGUCAACGCGCCCAAGUUCGACACCUUUGCAGCUUUCGACGACUCGAUGGAUCGAGUGCCCGAAGGAUCUCUGCCAGAACUGGCACAGGAACAGACAAAUGGCACAGUAGCUUCGUCUUCUGCUCUGCCUUCACGUAGAGCGAUUGUCAGGAAACGUCUGGCCACGCAGUCGAACAAUCCGUCAAGAUUACCCGGAUUUGAUGAUUCUGACAGCGACAAAGAACCAGCUGCGGUCAGCGAAGUCCCUAUUUUUACCACCGACGAGGGCGACCGUCCCGCAAAGCGCGCUCGCACAGGGACACCUGUAGUUGAGCCUAUUGCCGAGAAUCCGGCAGCAAGGGGUCGGAAGCGGUCUGCUAAGGAAGAUGCCGAUGAAGUGAUGACCCUCGAUGAUGAGGCAGGCCGGCCCACGAAGCAGAGCAAGGCGCCCAAAAGGGGCAAGAUACUACCGGUGCAAGAAGAGCCUGACACCGACGAUGAUCGCUAUCUACAGAUCAAGACCAAAGCGCGCGGCAAGGACAAGGAUAACGACGCGCGACUCAAUGCAGAGUUCAACGCGCUAAAGCUCGUCAAGCCUAUCAUGCACAAGCCAAUUGUCGACAAAGGCGAACGGCUCAGGUUCGACGGACCUGAAGAGCGCGCGUUUGAGCUAUCAAAAGAAGAUGCGAAUAAACCAUCAACUCAGUGCAAGUUCCUCAAGGUCUACUUUGAAGUACAGCCUCGGCCAGCCAAAGUCCAGCCGGUCCUUGGCAGUACCGGCUUGCCCAAUUAUAAAGGUUUCGUACCAAAGAACCAGUCUAUGCCGCAACGUAGACAGCGCCCAGAGGUUGUCUUUCAUGUCUCACAGCCAGAUGAUUUCGGCCUUGGCGAGCAAUACCUACAAGGCAGGCCAAAGACACGCAAGAAAAAGGUCAUUGUCGGUCAAUCGCAAUUGCCGGAAGAGUCCGACGUGUCGCUGGAAGAUGAAGAUGAAGUCCCCAAGCUGUCUAUUCGUACCCGUGGUGUUCGCAAUGUACCUAUCAUCGAGAACGUACAUACAACGAGCGACGAAGAAUUAGAAGACGACGAUGCAUUUACAUUGCAAAGUCAAAAGGGUGCUGCACCUCGUACCUCAGCGGGCCGCCGCGCAGCAAAAUCGACUAUAUCGCCGACUAAGCGCAACGAGAUCAUCGUAGACAGUUCAUCAGAUUCAGAUGAUCUGACGUUCAAGGGCUUCAAGAGUACCUCAGUCUUGUCGAACAAGCCCACGCGGGCACGCCGAAAGUAAGUUUCCGAAUCUUGAUGCAAGUAUGUAC
This is a messenger RNA of Mixia osmundae IAM 14324, 2851 nucleotides long. RefSeq lists its product as uncharacterized. The transcript has 7 exons. The coding region runs from base 1 to 2823 and encodes 940 amino acids. The record is from RefSeq and is a predicted model, not a curated record. Gene Ontology annotation, molecular function: protein binding. NCBI's taxonomy places the organism in Eukaryota, Fungi, Basidiomycota, Mixiomycetes, Mixiales, Mixiaceae.